CAAUAGGAACAAGUUGUUCGAACUGAGCUAAAGAGCAGAGGGUUGGAGGAUUCAGGCGUAACGGUGCGCGUCCCAGCCACAAAAGGAGGACGCUGCUACAACGGCGCUACAGAGAACCAUUUAUUAUAGCCUGCAAUUGACUAUAUAUUUAAAUACAUUUGUCAAAUUUGUCAAAUUAUUUAUCAAGUAGCCUAUCUGUUGUUAAUUGCACACUACCUGCAAGCAUGGAAAGUAAAAUCGCUGACUUCUCUGGAACAUGGAAAAUGAAAAGCUCCGAAAACUUCGAGGACCUCUUAAAAGCUCUAGGAGUAAACGUGUUCCUUCGAAAAAUCGCUGUGGCGGCGGCAUCUCGCCCAGCAGUGGAGAUCUCACAGCAGGGCGAGACUUUGUCCAUUCAGACAUCUACCAGUGUCCGCACCACCCACAUCUCCUUCACUGUGGGACAGUCCUUCAACGAGACCACCGUGGAUGGACGACCAUGCACGAGCCUCCCGCGCUGGGAGACUGACAGCAAGAUCGUCUGUGAGCAGACUCUCCAGAAGGGUGAUGGACCCAAGACGGGCUGGACACGAGAACUGACCAAUGAUGGAGAAUUAAUCCUGACGAUGACUGCUGAGGAUGUUGUAUGCACCAGGGUGUACGAAAGAGAAUGAAGAGCCACUUUUUGACACCUUGUACUCUGUCUAUAGUGCACAAUCAACUUCAUCAGUCUGUCAAAUAUUGGUUUAUCAAUAUAUUAAGUGUUUGUAUAGGAUGAGUGUCUUUCUUGCAUAAUUUGUUUUGUUUUGUUUGUCAUUUAUGUAUGGUUAUGUGCAUUUCAUUUUCUAUUUGCAUGCAAGUAUGUCUUUUUUUUUCCCAAACCAAAAGCUUGUAUUUAUUCCGAAUGUUUGUGUGAGAAUGCAUUUAUACCAAUAAACCAAAACCAGGACGUUUUUGUCUAAA
Molecule: messenger RNA, 942 nt
Organism: Alosa alosa (allis shad)
Lineage: Eukaryota; Metazoa; Chordata; Actinopteri; Clupeiformes; Clupeidae
Gene: crabp2b
Product: cellular retinoic acid binding protein 2, b
Exons: 4
Coding region: 225-653 (142 amino acids)
Biological process (GO): fatty acid transport
Cellular component (GO): cytosol; nucleus
Molecular function (GO): fatty acid binding
Source: RefSeq, a predicted model, not a curated record